Messenger RNA from Lasiosphaeria miniovina, 1868 nucleotides. Its product is annotated as Fructosamine kinase-domain-containing protein. The transcript has 5 exons. NCBI's taxonomy places the organism in Eukaryota, Fungi, Ascomycota, Sordariomycetes, Sordariales, Lasiosphaeriaceae. Bases 314 to 1588 code for a protein of 424 amino acids. The record is from RefSeq and is a predicted model, not a curated record.
GCCAUUCCAGACGGGACAAUUGUUUUCAGGUCUCAGAUGCGGCCCAGUCUUAAGUAAUUGCAGAAACAGCAGCGGGUUUCUCGCUUUCGGUUGCCGGAUUUCCGUGCCUUCAUUCUUGUUCAGGCCAACAGGCCCAGGGAUGGGCCUUGUGCCUCCCUCACAUCAGCCAACAACACCCGCCAACGAGCCCAACGGCCCAGCGGCCUGGAAUCCUGCGUGAUUAACUCAAAACGGCAAAAGCUGCCUCGUCCCCCCCAUUGCGCCGAAGUGGCUCUUCUGGAAAAGCUAGAUUCUGACGUGCAUCCAUCCAUGCAUGAUGGCUGCUCGCGACAGUGCCAAAGUUGCCGCCGGUCUUGGCAGCGCCUCCGGCGUCAAACUCGACGCAGCAGUGAUUGCAGCGCUCCCCAAAGGAUGCCGCGUCCUCGCCGCUGCCGACCACGGCGUCAGCCAGUGGGGGAAGACACAGCGGCUUGACGCCGAGCUCGCCGACGGCACACGGCGCCGAUACUUUCUCAAAACGGUGCACAACUCGCGCAACAGCACCAGCAACAAGAAUAACGCCACCGCCGCGCCUGCCACCGCCACCGCCACCGCCAUCGACGGCGAGGCCGUGGUCUGCGGCGAAUACGAGUCGAUGCGCGCGAUCCGCGCCGUCGUGCCCGACUUCGCGCCAGCGCCUGUCGCCUGGGGCACGUACCGCAGCGACGCGGGCGCGCACUUCAUCCUCAGCGCGUUCCGCGACAUGGCGCCCGCGGUGCCGACGUCGGCGGUGGGGCCGAGUCCCACCACCGCCCCAUCCGACAACGCCAUGCCGUCGCCGGAGCGGUUCGCGGCGCGGCUGGCGGCGCUGCACGAGGGCAGCGAGCCGCCACCCGCGGGCCGCUUCGGGUUCCAUGUGAGAACGGGCGCCGGCGUGCUGCCGCAGCACGUCGCGCCCUGGGAGGACAGCUGGGAGGUCUUCUUCGCGCGCAGCCUCCGGCAGUCUCUCGACCUCGAGGCUGCGCGUCGCGCUGCUGCGGGCAGGACCCCCUGGGGCUCAAAGAUGGAUGCUUUGGCUGCGCUGCUGUUCGACCGUGUCAUCCCCCGCCUGCUGCGGCCGCUUGAGUCGAAUGGCCGCUCAGUCAGGCCUGCGCUGGUGCAUGGUGAUUUGUGGCAUGCGAAUACCGGGGUCGAUGCGCACACUGGAGAGAGUUUAGUUUUUGACGCGUGUUCGUUUUAUGCGCAUAAUGAAUAUGAGUUUGGCCAGUGGCGGCCGGCGUGCAACCGGUUCGACAAGAGAUACCUCGACGCCUACCAUCAAUUAGUUGCAAAGUCGGAGCCCGUCAAGGACUACGACGGGCGCCUAGAUCUCUACAAGCUGAAAUUCAACACACACGUUGCUGCGCUGUUCGUCGAGGACGAGUCUCUCCAUGAACAGAUGAUGAAUGACAUACGGGACUUGGUGGAGAGAUAUGGCAACGAGGAUGACAUGCAAGAAGACGAGGAGGAAGAGGAGAGCUCGAUAUAUGAGUCCCGUUCUCCUAGUAGCGGCAACAAUGAGCUGGAAUUCCGGCAAGCCUUCAGCCUGCUCUGCCGCACAAACCUCUAGUAAUACUCCGAAUUAAUGAGUGUAACGUUAAUUAGCUGCCUGAGGAAAAAAUGUCUCAGCUGUCAGGAACAUACCUUAUCCCCCACACUAAGGACAAAGGCUGCAAAGAUUGGGGGCGUGCAGUGUCACCAUCCCCGCCUUAGCUGCCUAUAGAUCAGAAGUCGAGAUAGUUAGUUAAAGUUGUACGACCAUGGCCAACGCGAAGCGGCUAGCGGCUCCUACAGUCGGCUGUGUUCAGAGUGGUGCCAGGUGUGGUGGCAACAAGCGCCUACUGAUUCAA